AUGUCAUCGGUGCCAUUGCCUAUGACAGGCCUUUCUAGUGAUUUCCAUCCAUUGAUCUCAGCUCUCAGCUGCUUGCACUCUGGACAAAACACUUCACAAGAAGUGCAGCCUCAAGUCAACCGCCAAGGGAGGUGUGGAAAGCAUAGCGAGGAUCAAACCCGAAAGAUUAUCGAUGAUUUGAUCAUAAAACUUAGUGAUGAUCUACACCACACAGGGGUCACCCCGGCCUUUGUGGAAGCGUGUUUGAAAGAAUACUUUGGGCGAGUAUCUCCAUGUUUCCCCGUCAUCCACGAGCCCACGUUCCCAGCGCAAGACUGUACUCCACCGCUCUUGUUGAAUAUGGUCGCUCUUGGAUCACUUUUCGUCUGUCUCCCAGAUAGCACUCGGAAAGGACAAAUGCUAUGGAGACUGGGACAUGCUGGAGUUGCGACAUCGUGGCAGACCUUGAUUAGGUUGCGAGGACCAAAAGACCAGUGUGAUGGUGUCCAACUGGUGCUAGCAGCUCUUUUGGGGCAAAUAUUUGCAUUUCUUUCCAGUGAUCCUAGUAUUCGGACGACGGCAUUUGCAUCCCAGGGGCUGGGAUUCUAUUGGGCGAAGAUAUCAGGGAUGCACAUGAUGAAUGAAUUUGACAUGCAAAAAGUCCCCGGCCUGCAAGCGGACAUAGCAACUAAAGACGCGGCCUGGCGGACAUGGUCGGCAGUAGAAGUUCAACGAAGAGCAGUGCUUGGCCACUAUAUAUUGGAUGGACUCCUUUCGCAAGCAUCAGGGUCCACCACUAACACCCGUCACGCACUGAAUACUAUCAAAACCGCAUGCUCUGACGCCGCAUUCGCAGCCGAGACAGCCGAUGAAUGGAUCACAGAAAUGUUGCAGCUACGUGGUCCUCCAAUCCCUUUCUCGGAGCUUUUCGUGAAAAUAUGCGCACCGGAUUAUGCCACGAUGCGAGUACAACUAUCUCGAUUCUCCACCUCAGUCCUCCUCGAAGGUCUCCAAUGCCUAAUUGCCGAACGCUACGAAGUGACCAGCCUUCCUCUGGGAACCGUCUCACGACCACAGAUCAUCCAAGGCCUUCUCAACAUCUACGAAACAGACCUCUCAACCUCCCACACCAUCGACUCAAUCCAAAUCCUCAUCCGCUGGCAUGCAGUAUGCAUGGAACUCUCAACGCCCACAAUUUGCCUCUAUCGCCAUAUCUGUGAACUAUACAAGAUCCCACAAGUCCUCAGCGGAAUUCCUCGAGGCCAGACACCCCUAUUUGAGCUAACGACUUGGUCCAAGAGCGCGGAUGCAUACCGUGCCCUCUUGCAUGCGAUAUCGAUAAUAGGCCUUGUAAAUGAAAUACCCAUUGGUCGCAUGCACGCGCUGCACCUGCCCGGUGCUCUUUUCGCCUCCGCUGUUGUGCUCAUCGCUAUUCAUAUACAGAACAAGCAGAUGGUUAGAAUCCCGAAGCGGAUCCUAUGGAACAAGGUCUGGGAUAGCAUUGGAAAUGGGUCUAAAGACUAUAGGCCAGGCGCUGAUCAGGCGGGCCUUUCUGCGAAUCCUGGUGAGGUUCUGAUGACCUCUGUUGACUUGAUGCAUGAAGUGAAUUUCUUGCGGAUGAAUUUAAGGACUAUUUCGUCUCGGUGGUGGAUUUCGGCGCAGAUGGAGGAGGUUAUUGGGCGUUUGGUGGUGCUUGCCACUUAG
Messenger RNA from Penicillium soppii, 1683 nucleotides. RefSeq names its product fungal specific transcription factor domain-containing protein. Bases 1 to 1683 code for a protein of 560 amino acids. Gene Ontology annotation, molecular function: zinc ion binding; DNA-binding transcription factor activity, RNA polymerase II-specific; RNA polymerase II cis-regulatory region sequence-specific DNA binding. Gene Ontology annotation, cellular component: chromatin. The record is from RefSeq and is a predicted model, not a curated record. NCBI's taxonomy places the organism in Eukaryota, Fungi, Ascomycota, Eurotiomycetes, Eurotiales, Aspergillaceae. Gene Ontology annotation, biological process: DNA-templated transcription; regulation of transcription by RNA polymerase II. The transcript has a single exon.